This is a messenger RNA of Lepisosteus oculatus (spotted gar), 859 nucleotides long. It is a transcript of the gene ssr3, whose product is annotated as signal sequence receptor, gamma. Gene Ontology annotation, cellular component: endoplasmic reticulum; membrane. Gene Ontology annotation, biological process: SRP-dependent cotranslational protein targeting to membrane. NCBI's taxonomy places the organism in Eukaryota, Metazoa, Chordata, Actinopteri, Semionotiformes, Lepisosteidae. The record is from RefSeq and is a predicted model, not a curated record.
GCUGCUUCCGGUUCCGGUUUUGUGCUGACGAAGCGUAAGGUCUGGGCUGCAGUGUCUCACAGCCGGAGCUCAUACGUGUCAGCCUUGUACUGCAGAACCGAUUCAUACAGCAUGGCUCCAAAGGGUACCAGCAAACAGCAGUCUGAAGAAGACCUGCUGCUCCAGGAUUUCAGCAGGAAUUUGUCCGCCAAGUCCUCUGCGCUCUUCUACGGCAAUGCCCUUAUCGUGUCCGCCAUUCCCAUUUGGCUUUACUGGAGGAUAUGGCAUAUGGAUUUGGUUCAGUCUGCAGUUCUCUACAGUGUCAUGACCCUAGUCAGCACAUACCUGGUUGCCUUUGCUUAUAAAAACGUCAAAUUUGUCCUUAAACACAAAGUGGCCCAGAAACGCGAAGAUGCAGUCUCUAAGGAGGUCACUCGCAAACUCUCCGAGGCAGACAACAAGAGAAUGUCUCGCAAGGAGAAGGAUGAGAGAAUCCUCUGGAAGAAGAAUGAAGUUGCAGAUUAUGAAGCCACAACCUUCUCCAUCUUCUACAACAAUACACUUUUCCUGGUUCUGGUUAUCAUUGCUUCCUUCUUCCUGCUCAAGAACUUCAACCCGACUGUAAACUACAUCUUGUCAAUCAGCGCUUCUUCUGGCCUCAUUGCUUUGUUGUCUACAGGGUCCAAGUGAUCUACUUUUUUGCAUCUCGGGAGGAGAGUAUUGAUCGACGAAUUGGAGUGGGGGAGGGAUCUCGGAUUUUUUUUACAGGAUUACAGUGUAUAGAAGAAAUGGGUCAGAAAUUGAGAUGUGGACUUUUCUAAUGCAUUUCAGACGAUGGAAAUCACCUUUUUACCAAUAAAAUCUGUAAACUCCAAAGUCA